GACAGAGACAGGCAAAGGCAGCUGGCAGGAGGAAGGAAAUCAAGGGUCUCUCUCAGACUGUACCUUUCAGAGAAAUAGCCUUUGCCACUAUUUUGAGUGCUGGACACAAGGACGAAAAAAUUAACAGUGUAUCCCUCAAGUGAUGCCUCAAGUUGCUCAAAGAACAGGCUGGCAAGUGAUCCUCAUUUUCACUUGCAUUUCCAUUUGUGUACCCAUCCCAUUAUUGGAUGAACGGGACUUACUAUUAGAAAAGGAGAAUGCCCGUCGUAUAGGUGGCAACCUUGUGCUAGGAAAAUUGGAAGAGCGCGUGAACAAGAAGCUCAUGAACCUCAAAGAGAUGGAAGUGGCUAAAGCGAAGCAGACAGGGCUGUUUCCACCCAGCAUGCAUUUCUUCAAGGCCAAAGUCCUCAUUGAUCAAAGUGCUGUGUUCAGCAUCUUAAAAGAGAUGCCAAAAGGUGGUGUAUUACACCUGCAUGACUAUGCUAUCCUUAGUGUUGACUGGCUGGUGUACAAUGCCAGUUACCUGCCUGACUGUUACAUCUGCUUCUGCCCUUUGUGGACUGUCCAGUUCAAGUUCUCCAGGCCUUUUCCUCCCAAGGAUGCUCCUCCUGAUUGCUCUAAGUGGGUGUUGCUAGAGACCUACCGCAAGAAUUUGAACAAUGUGACUCAAUUUGAUAACAGUUUGCUGAAGAACCUAACACUAGUAACGGAUGCUCCAGAGGUGACCUAUUCUACUCAGGCUUUCAUCUGGAAGAGAUUUGAAAACGCCUUCAUCACAGCUUCAGGCCUUAUCAACUAUGCACCUGUGUUCAAGGCCUAUUUCUAUCAGGGGCUGUUGGAGCUCUAUGAAGAUAAUGUACAAUAUGUUGAGAUAAGGGUUAUGCUGCCACCGGUAUACGAGUUGGAUGGAACCAUGCAUGACAAAUCCUGGUCUGUAGCAGCUUACAAAGAUGUAGCCAGACAGUUUGUAAAGGACCACCCUGAUUUUGUGGGUGCAAAGGUUAUAUACACAACUCACAGGAAGCAGAAGGUCCCCCAGAUUAAAGAAGCUGUCCGCACAGCAAAGGCACUCAGAGCUGAAUUUCCAGACACCAUGGCAGGGUUUGAUUUGGUUGGCUGGGAAGAUGGAGGAUACUCUCUCUGGGAGCUGAAGGAUGCCUUGAUCUUUCCGCAACCUCUAAAAGAUAAAUUGCCAUACUUCUUUCAUGCUGGUGAGACUGACUGGGAAGGCACCCCUACAGAUAUAAAUGUCUUGGAUGCUCUGCUGUUGAACACCAGCCGGAUUGGCCAUGGAUUUGCCCUUGCGAAACAUCCAGCAGCUAGGGAGUUGGCUUUAAAGAUGGAUAUUCCUAUAGAAAUCUGCCCUGUUUCUAACCAGGUCCUGAUGUUAGUAUCAGAUCUGAGAAACCAUCCUGCUGCAUUUCUGAUGUCAGAGGGUCAAAGGAUUGUGGUUGCCUCUGACGAUCCGGCGAUCUUUGGAGCAAAGGGAGUGUCGUAUGACUUCUAUGAGGUGUUUAUGGGCAUUGGAGGAAUGAGCGCUGAUCUGAGGACUCUGAAACAACUGGCACUAAACUCUCUUCAAUACAGCAGCAUGCUACCCACGGAGAGAGAAAAGGCUCUGCAGAUCUGGCAAACAAAGUGGGACCAGUUCAUAGCUCGGGUCUCUGACAUUAGUCCAGGGAGCUCUUAAGAAAGAAGAGGCUGCUCUUUCUUAAGGCUGCAGCAAGCUGGAGUUAGAGGCACAGCAGGAAUCUUUUGCCUUCUCCCUGGUACUUUGAUCAGAUGAUUGCUAAGUGCAAUAUACAGUUGUCUUGUCCUUUGUCCAUUUCAGUUCCUGAGCAAAGAGUUCUUUUAAUUAUGUUGCCAAUGAUGAAAAUGACUGAAGACAAAAUGCACUCCUUAAAAGGAGGAAUUAAAUGUGUGUGAACUCCAUUAACUGUUGCGGUCCUGAUCCCUUCUCCUUAUUUGUGGAUACUUAGCACAGAUAAGGUCUUUUAGCCCUGGGUACUCACUCUGUCUGUGGCUAUAUUUCUUUAUAAAAUGUGCCUUAACAGCUUGGAGGAGAGACAAAUGCUUCCUUCUCAAGCUAGAAAGCUACAGGGUUGUGUGCUUUCCACAAUUUACCAGGCAUGUGCAGAAUUAGGUACUGGGUUACUAUGUUUGGAAUCCUAAAGAUCUCGAGUUUCAUUUCAAAAGGCAAAUUUCUAGCCUGAUCUAUACAAGAUCAGUUCUGGUGGCCUGAUGUUGUAUAGAUUUAGGUGCAGAAACUCAUUGAAAUCGAGAGGCUUAGUAGGUGCACCACAGAAUCACGCUGGAAUUGUGAUGUCAAAAUCUAAAGAAUUGUGAACUGAGCUGUCAUCUGAUUAAAGUCUUCCUAGUCAAUUA
Messenger RNA from Elgaria multicarinata webbii, 2385 nucleotides. RefSeq names its product adenosine deaminase 2 (gene ADA2). Gene Ontology annotation, molecular function: adenosine deaminase activity. The record is from RefSeq and is a predicted model, not a curated record. Gene Ontology annotation, biological process: adenosine catabolic process; inosine biosynthetic process. The coding region runs from base 143 to 1690 and encodes 515 amino acids. The transcript has 11 exons. NCBI's taxonomy places the organism in Eukaryota, Metazoa, Chordata, Lepidosauria, Squamata, Anguidae.